AUGUGUGUUUUGAACCCAAAAACGACCUCACAUCUGCCUUGCGACCUGUUUCUCUUAACAAGGCAGAAUGAAGGGUUUCAAAUCCCUUUUUUUCUGUCUACAGAGGAGGAGGCAGCAAAAGUGCGACCGCCUGCAGUCGUAAAGACGCUCGAGGCUCGUCUGGAAGAGCUGUCGCCGAAGCAGCAGGAGACACUCAGAGAUUUCAAGGAAAUUGUCAAGUCCGCCCCGUGGUACAACGAGAAUGAGCACGAUGAUUGGUUGCUUAUUCGUUAUCUAAUCGCCCGUAACUUUGACAAGAAGAAAUCGUUCGCCAUGUUAGAGAAAUCUGUGAGGUGGCGCAAAGAGAAGGAUGUUGACAAUUGGGUGUGUGAGGUUUGCUUAGAGAACCCAAAUAAGCACCUGAUGCAGUUUGUCGGGUGGGACCUUCAAAGUCGUCCUGUUUGUUUUAUGGCAAUGCGGUGGGGGCCAGAGCGAAAACAUCCACUCAAGCACUGUGUGAAUGCAUUCAACCAUCUGGUGAGGCUCAUGCCAGUCGGAGUAGAGCAGUGGGUAUGCGUCACGGAUUUUGAAACCUUCUCCUACGUUAAAGAUAGCCAUCCCAAAAUGGCUCUCAGCGUGGUGCAAACUAUUCAGGAUCACUUCCCCGAACGCUUGGGAUUGAUGAUCCUUGUGAAUCCCCCCAAGAUGUUUGCCGUACUUUGGUCAGCACUCUCCCCCGCAAUUGAGGAAAAGACAAGGGCAAAGGUGAUGUUACUUUACACAAAGGUGAAACCAAACAUCCAAACUGGUUUUGCCAAAAUCUUUCCAACGGCACUUGCGGAGUACCUUUGCGAAUCCUACAGAAGGAGCGAAGCAAACGUUCUUCCGACGACUCCUGUGUGGUACCCUGUACAGGGCAAGGAGUGA
This is a messenger RNA of Trypanosoma rangeli, 906 nucleotides long. Its product is annotated as cellular retinaldehyde-binding protein/triple function domain-containing protein. NCBI's taxonomy places the organism in Eukaryota, Euglenozoa, Kinetoplastea, Trypanosomatida, Trypanosomatidae. The record is from RefSeq and is a predicted model, not a curated record. Gene Ontology annotation, molecular function: phosphatidylinositol transfer activity. The transcript has a single exon. Bases 1 to 906 code for a protein of 301 amino acids.